Molecule: messenger RNA, 1177 nt
Organism: Cyprinus carpio (common carp)
Lineage: Eukaryota; Metazoa; Chordata; Actinopteri; Cypriniformes; Cyprinidae
Product: transmembrane protein 88-like
Cellular component (GO): plasma membrane
Molecular function (GO): PDZ domain binding
Source: RefSeq, a predicted model, not a curated record
AGACCUCGUCUCUCUCUCUCUCUCUCUCUCUCUCUCUAUCUCUCUCUCUCUGUCAGUGUGAUGUUUGUAUCCUCUGGAUAACGGAAUAAAAUCAGCGCAGCUGCAGCAGGAUGUGUGGAAUGACGGUGCUUUUAGAUGAUGGUGGAGGUGAUGAAGACUUUGAUGUGGGUGACGGGAUCCGGAUGCUACCGCCUCCUCCGGCUCAGUGUGACGGCGGGGUCUGGGGGGCCCGGCGGGGCCACUGCGGGUGUGUGCUGUGGACACUGCUGCUGCUGCUGUGGAACGUCCUGCUGCUGCUGGGGUGCGUGGUGCUGAUGGUCCUGAUCUUCAGCCUCAUUCUGCUGCCCGCCGCCCUGCUGCUGUACGCCGGCUUCCUGUGCCAUUCACGGGUUGUGGCUUCUCAGGCUGCUCUUUGCCAUUACCUUGAUGACAACAGUUGCUCUGCCCUCAUCAUCCUGGGCUUUGUCAUGAUGUCUCCGCUGGUUGUGGUUGCUGCCGCGACAUUCUGCGCUAUUCUCAGGCGGCUCCACCUUCUCUUAUAUUUUCAGCCAAUCACAGUAGCUCGGUACCAAGGGCGGGGCUUGGGCUGGAAGCGGGACAUCCAUGUCUGGGUUUGACUGACAGACACACCCUCCAUUCUCAGGUCAGCAUCCAAGGUGACCUCUAGCAGCAUUUAUAGUGUAAAGGUCAAAGGGUGAGUGAUGUCACAGGACAGCGAAGGCGUUACCGUAACUCUAUAGAAACACAAUCAUGUAAUGUGUAACACAAUGUAUAUAAUAUAUCCCUGAAUGACCAAAAUGUAACUCUGGAAAUGUUUUUAAGAGAAUCCUGUUUCAGCCAAUUCAGUCUUUUCACAGUGUUACUGUAUAUUUAAAUUAUAAAUGUGUUACCAUAUUAGAUUAUAUGACUACUUUAUUUCCACACAGGCUAGAUUUGUUAAAUCUGUUUGACAACAACAAUCUCUUUGUUCUGAAGAAAUCCAAGCUGUAACAGACUUCUAUGUAACGCGAUUUGAGUGUUACCAAACUGACGUUUCAGUGGUUAAUGAAUAAGUGUAGUAGUUUAGAGAUGUGUUUACCCGCUCAUCUCGAUGUUUAUAUUAGUUGGUCAGCUGUGUGAUUCAGAUGUGCAGAAAUGUGAAUAAACCGACUAAAAACAAAUCUGUGGUUGGACUUCA